AGAUAAUGCAGAAAUAGCUCGUUCCCGAUGGCAUAAUGCAGGGUGGCCUUGCUGUUCUCAGCUUUAACUUCAACAAUGCAUACAAGUAAUUAUACUCUGGGCAUACACUGUAAGGUAGUAGGCAAACGUGCUGGUGUCAAUUUGUUUCAUUGGUGUAAACCAAAACUCAGGUACAGUACAUGAAAAGAAGCAGCCAAAUGAUAGCCCGGCCCAACAAACGACAGUUGAAAACAAAAUGAGGAAAAUAAAAAUAAUCAAAUAUCCCAGUCUAUCCAAAGCGCCUGUUCCCAUUUUUCGUCAUCAUCAAACAUUCCAUCCAGAUCUCGUAUCGCCAGAAAACCACCACGUGGGAUAUUCUGCGUCACUGUACCGCGCUACCUCUGGUCAGGCGGUCCGUGGCGUAUUCGCUUAGGCUUGCUGUCGGCGCAAAAUCAUCGCGGCCGAAGCAGCAAACUUUUUUUGAGUCGCGUUUGUUAAAAAAAAAGUUUACAUUUCGUGAUUCGUAUAUACGUGUGCUGCAAGUCCCGAGUUAGAAAUCAUAAAAAUAAGAAUAAGGAUGUAGAGCCGGGAAUACCGCCCGCCUGACGAAACACGUACGUCGUAGUGUAAAAGUCGACCCUCUCAUUACAUUACUGUACAAGUGCAGCAUCCUUCGGCGCACCAUCGCGAAGACUUCCAGCGUUUCCUGUCUUCACAUUGCGUGCAUAUGUCUGUGUCGUAUAUGAUGUCGUCUCUGCGGCCUGGGCAUCCUUGCCUGUGGCAUUGCGUGCUGCCCCGAGACACCUGGUGCUUGCACUUGUACUCGAUGAUGUUGUGAGUGCACAUUUGCGUUGUCGUUCCGUCGUUUUACACGCCCCGUCGCAUAGAGGCUAUGAUGAGGAAUCGAGAGAUACGAAACGGCAAUAUCGCAGCAUUGUUCUGUGGUGGCUAGUCGUCUUUUGGGAGGAGGCAGGGCGAGAGGCGCAACUUGUAUUUAUACAAACCUUGUUUGCCGCAGACUAGCCCUUUGUCAGUCGGUAGCAGUAACACACCAUACCACACACACCCAAGCCGGCAAACCCAGUCACCGUUCCGUAAGCGUCCCAUGCAUAGCGGCCAGGAAGUACUGUACCCUCCACACUGAAGCGAGUCCGGUGGCCAGACAUUCUCUUCCGGCCGCGUCAUGGCUAGUGAUUUAGCUCCGUUCCGCGCCACUCCCCCACCACUACCACCACCGCCUAAAACUUAACCGAUACAGUGGGUGCGGCAGAAGAUGUUGAGGGGCGAACCAACUACAGUGCAGUAGUGUAGAAUAUAGUGGGCUCCUGUCCGUUUUUCUCGCUGGCGGUUGGGCUGUGCUCGUGGCUUAGAAGCCCACCUUUUGCCGUGUAUAGCAUAGUAGCGUCUGCGAAAUACGAAGCCCGGCGGCGCUGUAGCUGUGUAUCCGCCCCUCUAUCUGCCGUUGAAGCCGGGCUGUGAGGGUAGAGAUCCGGCUUUUUGGUUUGUAUUCAAAGUCCUGUUGCCCCGAUGGAUCCAGAGACUAAAAUAGACGCUCCAAAGGCGAACGGCUUAUGCAGGAUCAUGCGAUGGCUUUGCGGCGGAUCACCAGCAAAACGAAGUCGUAGUUGGUGCUGCGCCUACCGGAUGGCAGGACGCAGCUGUGUAUUCUUUCAGCAGUAUUCCGUCCAAAUAAAAUGUGGCAAAGGCCGUUGAACCUGUGAGUCGCCGAUGGAUCUCUGAAAAGGGUAAACGAUGCACAGGACAAGGCGGGCGGCUGGCGGUUCCUAAGAUCCCGCACAGGGCCGGCAGCACGCUUCCGGUCAAACGUUUCUCCCCCGCUUGCCAUGUCAGCCGCUCGUCGAAGGCCAACAUCGCCGUCACCCCAUUAGAACCCGUCCGGCAUGGUAGUGAGUGCAGCGGAAAAUGCGCGGAUACACUGUGUUAAGGCCAAAAGCAAUAGAGCCGUCGAUUUAUACAUCGGCUGUAACAGCGCCAAGGCUGCAAAAGAAACAACAUCCGCGGAGCCGCACAGGAUGUCUGACUUGCCGAAAUCGUCGAGUAAAAUGCGAUGAAUCUCAGCCUAUAUGCAAGCGGUGUGCCAUUGCAAGAUUGGCCUGUGAGUACCGCAAGCCCAAGCAGGCCCGCCAGCUUCACCAAGCAGUCUGGCUACAACCCGCUACUGUUCUGUGUCCCGAUGGAAUCCAACCCGUAGGAUACGAAAUCGAUCUCUUUGGGACCUUUCGCAGCUCAAUGGUGACCCUCUUUGCCGGCAUGUUCAACAAUCGGUUCUGGCGAUUUGACGUCCCGACGGCCGCCCAGGUGUAUCCUAGCAUGUGGCAUGCUGCUGUUGCUCUGACCGCCAUCCAUAAAAGCAUCAAGGUAGACAAGCAACCCGUUACGCCACCAGAUGCAGACAGCACGCUAGUGCCGCGCAAUCAGCUCUAUCGAUAUGCUCUAAUGCACUUCAACAAAUCUAUUCAAUACUUGGCCACAGUCGUUAGCUCCUACGGCGAGAACCUGGGCAACAUGAGAUACAAAGACAAGGAAAUGAUUAUCAUGACCAAUAUAUUGUAUAUUGGAUUAUGUGGUGUACUGCGUGAUGAACAGCAGGUGACAUCCCAAUGUUGGAAUCUAGUCAACAUACUCGAAACAAUGAAAUUCGGCGAAGAAGACCCUAGCUCCCGACGAGGUAUUAUGGCAUACAAGGAUCUGUUAUCCAUUAUUCUCAUUAUCGAUACCGUUAUAUCGCAACAAACUAGUCUUCCGGAGAGAUGGGCCCGGAAGUGGGUAGUCAAGUGUCCAGCCGUUAACAGAUUCACUAGUAUGACAGACGCAUACCUCGCAUUGUUACCCACACAGUACCCUAACCUUUUGGAUCGAGAAACGUUUGUGAGCCCACAAGAUCAGGGGCCGCUGCGAACCAACGUACGGCUAGAUAUGAUAGAAGAAUAUAAUGCCAAUCUCGACGCAUUUGUGCGAAGCGGCUGCACUUUCACGCCAUCUGAGCGCGAAACCAUUGACGCUCUCCAGCUUUUCAUGGAUGCGUCUGUUCUCCGAGAACAAGCCAUCCUAGCGACAACCAGAGAGGAGGUUCGGAUUGUAAACGACAAGAUUUUCCUCAUACUGGAUAGGUUUGAACAAGGCAUGGCCCGAACAAGUCUGGUGGAUGGACCGUAUUCAACGGAGCCUCCACCUUUUGUCUUUGGUCCAUCCUACGGCAAAGUCUUGCAAAUCAUGAUUAUUAUCUCGAGUCGACCGGAAGUGCGCUGGAAAGGAAUUGAACUGAUGAGAAAAUGGCCGUACAACGAGGCCACGAAUCGCAGUGAGGCAAUCGUGUCUUUGUAUGAAGCCAUGAUGGAACACUGCCGUACUGGCCCCGAGAGGACAUUGCCAUUUCAGAAGAGUGGCCUUCCUAUAGCAAUCCGCCUCAGUGAUUCUAAUGUUGAUCCCUAUAAUGGUUGCGAAUGCAUACCAGAUUACCACAUCUGCGGAGGCCACAAGAUGGGAAACUAUGAAAGAGAUUUGAUUGGCCCGUCGCCAAGAGUCGGGAUUUUAAGUUGGUACGAGCGGCUCAACAAUCUUCCCAUUAGUGCGUGGUAUCCUUAUAAUCCUUGAAAUAAAAGUCGGAAGUUGGUUAUGCGCAGCAAUGUUGAAUUUGGCUUCACUAUGAAUUCCGGUAAACUUAACAGACUAUUAGAAAUUCUACGAUAGGAAACACACAGUAGUGGAAAGCCACUGAUACUUUAUACAGGUAAAGACUAGCUUUGCCACCAACAUUAGCCAUUUUUCUCUAGAGGGCAAGAUGCGGUACCAUGUAUUACACAGCUUAAAAGGACAAUGAUUUAUGUAUUUGUUUUU
Molecule: messenger RNA, 3837 nt
Organism: [Torrubiella] hemipterigena
Lineage: Eukaryota; Fungi; Ascomycota; Sordariomycetes; Hypocreales; Clavicipitaceae
Source: the annotation of a GenBank genome assembly